AUGAUGGACCAUCACACCACCAAUAGUAGACGCCUUGUCUUGUUGGCAUUCUUUCUCGGUGCCUUGGGUGGCUUCCUCCUCUCCAACCUUACGAGACCAGUCCCCAAGCAGCAGGAACGAGCCCAUCGUUCCUGCAACCAGAUUGAACUCGAAAAUGACGACGUCCUCUUGCCUCCCAGUGGAUUCUCUACUUCGGCUCUUUCUUCCAUGGAAAAUGGGCUCUACUCGUUGAUGGAGUACAGUGAUAGUGACCUGCACGACGUCUUCUACAUUACGUUGGCCUUUGACGACGAUACCGCCGAGCGCUUGAAGGUCGAAGGUUUUGAACGUUUUGAAGGAUUAAAGAGAAAGAAUGACACCGUGGCUAUGCAUUCCCUCGUCUUUUACUUGGCCAACUCGACGUAUCACUCGCUACAACUUUUUCACGCCCACGACAAUGCCACUGGAGAGGACAGCUUUGACAUGUCGCUGCAUGGUGAUGGCAGCUAUGAUGUGCUGACUUCUGGAAAUCCCAAGGAACGACGCCUCUUCUUCGAGAAGGCUUCCAAACCAACCAAGGGCAAAGUCAUGAAUGACAUGCGCCAACUGUUUAUAAAGAAAGCGUUCAACAAAGUCAAGAACACUGGCAAGAAGGGGGUGAACGCGGCGUCAUCUUCCGUCAGUAAACUUGAAGGUGAAGUGAAGAAAUUGAAGGACAAGGCGAAGAAGCUCACAAAAGAAGUAACAAAGCUCAAGAAUAAGAUUUCGAAGCUCCAGAAAGCCGCCAAGAAAGCAGCCUCCAAGUUUGAAAAGGAGAUGAAAUCUAUGGCCAAAAAGCUUGAAAAGGCUACAAAGUUCAUCAAGUCGUUGCCCGAUAAGAUUGACGACAUCGUCGUGGAACCCAUUGUCAAAGACAUCAAAAAGGCAGAAGACGGCCUUAAAAAGAUCGAUGAUAUCGCAAAGACGGUGGCUAAGUCAACAAUUAAGGUCAUCAAGGAUUUGCCAUUUCUUCCUAGCAGUGGAGACGAGCUGGGCAAGUUUUUGGCCAAAGGAUUUAAGGAUUUCAUUGGUGGAGACUUCUGCAUCCCAUAUGAUUGCAUUGCCAAGUUGGUCGGAAUUGAUUUCAAGGGCGUUGAGCUAGCGGAUGAUGAUGGUCUUUCUAUAGGCACUGGCAUCACACCCAAGUCUUGUCUUCGCAUCGCUGAGAUUGAGUUUGACACGAGUAAGCUUGCUGACUUCCUUGAUAUCUUCAAGAACUUGGAGGCAUUGGAGGAGAUCUUUGAGAAGGUCUAUGACUUCAUCGAGGACCAGAUGAAGCAAAUUCUGGGUUUCUCGGAUGAAAUCUUGGGUGUCCUCGAAGACAUUGAAGGUAUCGCGAAGGAUGCCUAUAAAGAGAUCAAGAAGCUCAUACCAAACCGAAGGAGGCUGGUCAAGGCUGAAACUGGAGAUGAAGUCACAAUGGAAGAAGCAUCAGCAAUUGCCUACCAAGAAGGAGUGGCCAAAUUCCAUGAGCUGUGGGGUGAGCAUGUCAAGCAGGUCUUCCAGGACCGCCAGCUAGAAGAAAGGGGAGCCCAAUACAUUGGAUUCGAGAAAUUGGUGCUGGAGGUCAAGCAAGACUUCGGCCAAACCUUCUAUUUGGAAACUUCUGGCCGGCGUGGGUACGCAGAUAGCGUCUUUGAUGAGUCCAUACACCAGACAGCAACUGUUCCUGUUCCUCUUACUGGUGGCAUGGUGAAGAUUGUUGCCAGUGGGUCCAUGAAAGCUUCCAUGCCGUAUGCAAUGGCCAUGGAGGCACAAGCCUCAGCAGAAUUUGGGUACAACCUGGGUGAGAUAACGGUAUCCGUCGAUCUCGUUGAAGGGAAGAUUGACUUCAAAAAGAAGGAAUUCAAAACCAGCAUUGAUGUCGAUGCUUCAGUUGGAGUUUCUGCUUCAAUGUCCUUGAACUUUGCCGUUUCCACGAGCCUGGGCUUGUGUCUCGGCCCAACAGAGGAUGCUUGUAUCACAGUCGCCGUUGAUGCCGGUCAGACAUCGGCUGCAGGAUUCGACGCGGUUGCAUCUGUGGGCACCGGAGGAAAUCCUCAUCCUUUAACAACAAUGUACACAGAUGUCCUAGAGUACGAAGAGCAGCCAUCGUGUGACAACAAGCAGCUCUCCUUGAAAGCUGGGUACUGGCAGUAUGUGAUGAGUCCUUGGGCAGUCGUAUCGAUCACUGGAAAGGCCGGUUGCAUUGACGAAUCCGCUGUCCUGUUUGAGAUCGAAGCUGAUGUCCUCCAAGACGAAAUCGACAGCUUUUGCCUCUCAACCAAUAUCAUCUAG
Seminavis robusta is the source of this 2295-nucleotide messenger RNA. NCBI's taxonomy places the organism in Eukaryota, Bacillariophyta, Bacillariophyceae, Naviculales, Naviculaceae. The record is from the annotation of a GenBank genome assembly.